Molecule: messenger RNA, 741 nt
Organism: Darwinula stevensoni
Lineage: Eukaryota; Metazoa; Arthropoda; Ostracoda; Podocopida; Darwinulidae
Source: the annotation of a GenBank genome assembly
AUGAUUUCAUCAUUCACGUUUCUCUAUCUCGUCUCCUUCGUGUUCUGGGUGACCGGGCACGUGGUGCCCAGCCUGUGGGACAGACCUGAAGAAUGCCUUUCCGAAGGCACAUGGCCUUGCCGAUGGAGCCCCCAUGUCUUCCCGAACACGGUGGACUGCUCGUGUGCCAAGACCGAGGCGGAGAUCAGCAAAAAUUUCAGCAGGGUCCCUUCGCCCUCCACUGAACUCUUGAAAUUCUUUCUGAGAGGUAACGCGUUGGUGAAGGAGAUACCUGACGGAGUAUUCAGGGAUGUCUCCUUCGAGCACAUAAUUGUAAACAACACCGCCCUGAGGAAGAUCCAUCCAAACGCCCUCUUGCCUUCCAAAGAUCGACUCGUAGAGCUGACGAUCCAGUACAGUCUCCUGGAGGACUUUCCCUUCCAAUUUCUUCCAAAAUUAUCCCGUCUGCGAUUCCUUCACCUCCAGACCAAUUCUUUGACCUCGGUCCCUGCCAUCAAAAGUGCCAGCCUGGAGGUUCUCUCCCUCUCCUUCAAUCACAUUUCAAGAAUUGAGGAAAGCGGUUGGGAGACUCCCAACUUGAAAUUCCUUCUCCUCAGUCUCACUCCAAACGCAUCGGUCUGCCUGAACAGGAACAAAAUCUCGAAAUUGGACGAAGCGGUGUUUCGACCCAUGCUGGAGGCCCUGUCGCAUGGAGAUGGGUCAAUAAACGUUCAUGGUGAGAGGGAACGCUUUCAGGUCUGA